CUGCGGUUGACGUGACGGCAGCGCGACGCUUUUCGGACGCCAGUUCCAUCUCAUUUGCUGUCUUCCCUUCUGGACCGGAUUUGCAGCGCGAAGGAAACCUUUUGAGUGUGCAACUUCUCGAACCCGCUGCUUCAACUCACGCGUUCCUUGUGCCAAUGCAGUGAGCAUCUCGAAAAGGAGCGAAAAACAGUGAACGGUUUUCACGGGAAGUCGCUGGCUGUGUUGAACGCGCGGGGCUGCCGUGCCUUGGAUGUCAUCGCGUCCUUUCGUUUCUUCAGAUUUUUUUCAUUUGUGCCUGUGUUUUCGGGCGCGCGGCAUGCCUGCAACCUGCGAACUCCGCGGUCUCAAAAUAUCCGCAACUUCUUCCGCACGUCCUUCGCCGUUUUCUGACCCUGUCGAUUUCUGUGAGUUUGUGUGACUCUCGCUCUCGGAUCCAGUCGAAUCCUGCUGUGGUUUAUCUGGCGUCGUUCUUUUUCUCCCCAGUCUCGAUUCUCGUCCCGACUGCUCCUUUCUCCUGCUCCGAACGCCGUUUCUUUUCUCCUCCUCCCCCUCUCUCGUCUCCUCUCAGGCUCUCUUCUCUUCCUCAUAUAUUUCCCCUUUCCUAACUCCCUGUUGUUUCUUUGUGUCAACAAGCUCCAGGAGACGACUGUCACUCCGGUCCGCUGCCCUGUCUACCUGCGCCCAAGCUAACGCCUCGCUCUAGAUGUCUCACUCUGCCGUCGUUUUGUCUCGCUCUUGCCGUCCGUGCACCUCUGCCCACAAGGAAAAGCUCCACAUCUCAAUUGGUAAUGCAAUGAUGCAACUUUAGAUUCGUGCGAGCGCUCAUCUCGUUCUCGAGAAGUCCUACACGAACCGGGGACCGCAGGUUCGGGUCGAGUCGCAAAAGAAACCUGCUGCACUCUGGGCCUCUCGCGACACCCGCUCGCAGUUUAUUCACGGCGUCAACGGGGUAAUUUCUACUCCGCAUCCUUUCGCCCUCUACCUUUUCUGUGCCUCUCUUCUUCGCUGGCUUCCACCGGCCUGCGAGGUCUCUCUCCACUGCGGCUGUCGCGUUUUGAGAGUUUUUUUGCCUCAAUGGAGAAAAACCAGUCACGAGAGAAACGGCGUCGAGGAAGCUCGCUGGCCGCGGCAGAGGAUGCCUCGCCUGAGCAUUGUCCGCAUGCACUGGGGAACGCAUCGUCGCCUUCUCUCAUGCUCACCGACUGGUACCAGCUGUCGAUGCUCUACGCGAACUGGCGGGUCGGCAAACACAACCAGCAUGCAGUUUUUGAGGGAUUUUUCAGGAAGGCGCCAUUCCAAGGGGAAUUCGCCGUCAUGGCUGGCGUCAAGCAAGUCGUAGAAUUCAUUUCCAACAUGCGAUUCUCUGAGGAGAACGUCGAGUUCUUCAGAACUCAGUUCCCGCAUGCAAGCGAGGAGUUUUUCAACUACCUCCGCUCGGUGGACUGCUCCGACCUUUGCAUUCACGCGAUUCCCGAGGGAACAAUCGUUUUUCCGAAGGUUCCACUCAUCCGCAUCGAAGGACCGCUUGCCAUUUGCCAGCUGGUUGAAACGCCCGUUUUGAACAUCCUCAACUUUGCGAUUCUCGUUGCGACUAACGCAGCUCGGCAUCGCUUGGCGGCAGGCUGGGACAAAGAACUCCUCGAAUUCGGCGCGAGACGCGCUCAAGGUCCUGACGGGGCUCUCAGUGCAAGCCGGUACUCUUACUUGGGAGGCUUCGACGGCACCAGCAACACACUGGCUGCCUACCUCUUCGACAUUCCACUGCGGGGGACGAUGGCUCACUCCUUCGUGACUUCGUUCUCUUCUUUUGACCAGCUGAAACCUGAACUCGUUGUGCCGCCUGCAGCGCCAACUGAUGCUGCUUUGCAACCUGAGAAGGGAGUAGUCAAUGGACCCCGCUCGACUCCCGUCCUGCGAGGAAAGGACAUCAUCGAAAGGGUGCUCAAGUAUCGACAGAAAGUGAUUGAUUUGUGGCCGAGCGAAAACCUCGAUUCGAUGAUGAACAUGGGUGAACUGGCUGCAUUCACCGCGUUCGCGCAAACGUUCCCCAAUGCCUUCCUCGCUCUCGUUGACACUUACGAUACGCUCUGCUCUGGUGUUCCGAACGCUCUUGUGGUAAGCGCCGCUCUCCUGGAGUGCGGCUACCAUCCGAGAGGCAUUCGUCUGGACUCCGGUGACCUCGCCUAUCUCUCCAGAGAAGUCCGCAAAUUGUUCCACGAGGCAGCAGCCGCUUUUGAAAUGCCCGACCUCGGUCGGCUGAAGAUUGCAGCUUCCAACGACCUCAACGAAGUCGUCAUCUCUUCGGUUCGUGACGAGGGUCAUGAAAUCGACAUCUUCGCCAUCGGGACGAACUUGGUGACCUGUCAGGCUCAGCCGGCGCUCGGGAUGGUGUACAAACUCGUCGAGCUCGAUGGAGCUGCAUGCAUGAAAGUCUCGCAAGUCUUCGAGAAGGCUUCGCUUCCGUGCAAGAAGGAAGCGUAUCGUCUCUUCACGAAGGACGGUGCGCCUGCGGUCGACCUGCUCCAGGAAGCGAAGGAUCCCCCUCCCGUUGAAGGCAAGCGAAUCUUCUGUCGACAUCUGUACGAUGACCGCAAGCGGUGCUUCCUCGUCCCCUCCAAGGUCCAGCGACUUCUCCAGCCUUACAUCUCCCAUGGCAAACUCGUCGUGGAGCCUCUGUCUCUCGAAGAAGCGCGCAUGCAGUGCAUCACUGGCCUUCGCUCGCUGCGGAAAGAUCUGACAAGGCUCGUCAACCCCACACCUUUCAAGGUGUCUGCGAGCGAGGAGUACUUUACUUGUUUCCAUCGCAUGUGGCAAGACACCGCACCUGUUCGGACUUACGCGUAGGCAACCGCGCGAGGAGACGCGCGAAAAGUCGAUGUUCUUUUCGAGUUAAACACCCGGUGUUCUUCAAUGCCGAGUGGCGCUUCGGAGGUUGGCCCCCGAAGGCAGAUUGACGGAUGAAGCUGCGAAACAGACACUGUUUUUGCUGGCGACGAUGCAUGCGUCCCCGCUGACCAACUCUUGAUGGAGGGAGGGUCGUUGGGCUUAGCAAGAGGGCCAUCCAGUGGCUUUUUUCAUGGAGUCUCUCUCCCUGCGUGCUCGAAGAAGGAACGGGAGAAGUAGGGAGCAGCGUCGAACAGCAGUCUGGUCGCCGUCUAGUCGAAUUGUGAAUGAGCUGGAAAACGCCGUCGAAACGGCGCGCGGAACGCGUAGCAGGAGACCGGGAGAAUUGGCUGGUCGACAAAGUCGAGCCGUUUUUAUGUACUUAUAGAACCAAAGUUAGAAUCACGAGGGAAGUGGGGGGGGGGGGGCUUUAGGGAGUAACGAGGAGCGGUCCUUAGCACGGAUGAGAGGUCGAAGGCGAUUGUUUACUGCAGAGGCUGACUUGAGUUCUUAGUCUCAAGUAUGAGAAGAUUGGAGAAAGCGGAUAAAUCCGAUUCUUCAGAGUCCUUUUCGCUCUCUUCCCAAACUCUUAUUUGAUCUUUUUCUCCGUCAGCGUAGACCUCGCAGUGGCUUCUCUCAUCUCGGGCACCCUUGGCUUGGCAUUGUCUCGCGCGUUUGUGUUUGUUUGUGUCUCUAUCUUUCUUGUCUUUAUCUCGACGAUUUGCCAUGUUCUUCGCUGCCUCAUGGCUCCAAAGUACGCACCAUGGAAAAAACGCGAAAUCCGUGAGUCGGGACAACACAGCUGCUGAGAAGCCGUUCCACCUUCACAACUGUAAACGCGCCUGUUGUUGGGGUGCAGAAGACUCAGUUCGCCGCUAAACAGAAUCCAAAGGCUUGCGAUG
Molecule: messenger RNA, 3785 nt
Organism: Toxoplasma gondii ME49
Lineage: Eukaryota; Apicomplexa; Conoidasida; Eucoccidiorida; Sarcocystidae
Product: nicotinate phosphoribosyltransferase
Exons: 15
Coding region: 1075-2844 (589 amino acids)
Biological process (GO): NAD+ biosynthetic process
Molecular function (GO): nicotinate phosphoribosyltransferase activity
Source: RefSeq, a predicted model, not a curated record